CGGGUCGAAUUCGUGCGGAACAGUGAAAAAUUUUAGACACCGUCAACCAACACAAAACUAAUCACAAGAUGGAUGUACGGAAAGUGACAGAAUUGUUGCGUGCCACGAUCGACCCAGCGCAACAGAAGCAAGCCGAAGAGCAACUAAAUCAGAUUCACAAAAUUAUUGGUUUUGCACCUACACUACUCCAAGUGGUAAUGACUGCAGAGGAUAUGCCUGUGCAACAUGCUGGAGUUAUAUAUCUGAAAAAUUUAAUUACAAAAAGUUGGGCUGACAGAGAAAGUGAAAAUGGUCCGGUUGAAUUCAGCAUUCAUGAACAAGACAGAGCCAUGAUUCGUGAUGCAAUUGUUGAUGCUCUUGUGCAUGCACCACCACUUAUCAGAGUACAAUUGGCAAUGUGUGUCAAUAAUAUUGUAAAACAUGACUUCCCUGGAAGAUGGACACAAAUAGUGGACAAAAUCACAAUAUAUUUACAAAAUUCAGAUGCUUCCUGCUGGCCAGGUGUUCUUUUAGCACUUUAUCAACUAGUUAAAAAUUUCGAAUAUAAAAAAGCAGAGGAUAGAGGGCCACUGAAUGAAGCAAUGAAUCUCUUGUUCCCUAUGAUUUACCAAUUGAUAUUACGACUUCUGCCAGAUAACUCAGAACAGUCAGUCUUACUGCAAAAACAAAUACUAAAAAUAUUCUUUGCACUUACACAGUACACUCUUCCUCUGGAUUUGAUUUCGAAAGAAGUUUUCUCCCAAUGGAUGGAUGUAGUGCGACAAGUAGCCGACAGACCUGUUCCACCCGAGACGAACAAUCCAGAUUUGGAUGACGAUGAACGAGCUGAAUUACCAUGGUGGAAGUGUAAAAAAUGGGCACUUCACAUUCUACAUAAGAUGUUCGACAGAUAUGGCAGUCCCAGGCAUGUAACCAAAGAAUAUAAGGAGUUUGCUGAAUGGUACCUGAGAACUUUCAGUGGAGGUAUACUUGAAGUUCUUUUGAAGAUAUUGGAUCAAUACCGAAGAAAGAUAUACGUGUCACCUAGGGUGAUUCAGCAAUCGAUUAAUUACAUUAAUCAGGGAGUAAGUCAUGCAUAUUCAUGGAAAUUCUUGAAACCACACAUGUUCGAGAUUAUUCGCGACGUACUCUUCCCAAUCCUUUCAUAUUCUGCUUCAGACGAGGAGCUUUGGAAUAAUAAUCCAUAUGAAUAUAUCAGAGUGAAAUUUGAUAUCUUUGAAGAUUUUGUAUCUCCGGUAACUGCAGCACAGACUUUACUACGUUCCGCCUGCAAAAUGCGUAAGGGUAUGCUCGAAGAAACCAUGCGAUUUUGCAUGGAAGUUUUAACUAGUCCAAACGCAGAUCCCAGACAAAAGGACGGUGCGUUGCAUAUGGUUGGAAGUUUAGCAGAUGUGUUAUUGAAGAAGAAGAUCUACAAGGAACAGAUGGAUAAAAUGUUGUUGCAAUAUGUUUUCCCUGAAUUCAAUAGCCACCAUGGACACAUGAGGGCCAGAGCAUGUUGGGUAUUACAUUACUUCUCCGAAAUAAAAUUCAAGCAGGAGCAAAUAUUAGUUGAGGCCAUUAGAUUAACGACGAAUGCUCUUCUAACGGACCAGGAUCUACCGGUUAAGGUAGAGGCUGCUAUCGCUUUACAAAUGCUCCUCUCUGCUCAGGAUAAAGCACAAAAGUAUAUAGAACCUUUGAUCAAACCAAUAACUCUCGAAUUAUUGAACAUUGUACGAGAAACUGAGAACGACGAUCUGACAACUGUAAUUCAGAAAAUUGUUUCUACAUAUUCGAAUCAGCUUAUGCCAAUUGCUGUACAAAUGUGUCAGCACCUAGCUGCGACUUUCAGUCGAGUGCUCGAAACUGACGAAGGCAGUGAUGAGAAAGCUAUAACCGCCAUGGGAUUGUUAAAUACAAUAGAAACUUUAUUAGGUGCAAUGAUAUUGCAGCCACAAAUUAUGGCCCAGUUACAGCCUAUAGUGCUUCAGGUUAUUGCACAUAUUUUCGGAGAGAGUGUCAUGGAUUUCUACGAGGAAGCUCUUUCAUUGGUCUAUGACUUGACUGGACAGACAAUUUCAGGAGACAUGUGGAAAGUCUUAGAAUGGAUGUAUCAGUUAUUCCAGAAAGACGCAUUUGAGUACUUCAUCGAUAUGAUGCCCGCCCUUCACAAUUACAUCACAGUUGAUACCCCAGCAUUCCUCUCGAAUGAGAACCAUGUGUUGGCCAUGUUUAAUAUGUGCAAGGCUGUAUUAACUGGAGAUGCUGGAGAAGAUCCAGAAUGUCAUGCUGCCAAACUGUUAGAGGUUAUAAUCCUGCAAUGUAAAGGACAUAUCGAUCAGUGUAUACCUUCCCUCGUGCAAUUGGUACUGGAGCGCUUAAUGCGUGAAGUGAAAACCUCUGAGUUAAGAACAAUGUGUUUGCAAGUAGUGAUAGCGGCUCUUUAUUACAAUCCAGCAUUGUGUCUCGAAACAAUGGAUAGAUUGCAAGGAAACUUCGGGCAGUCAACAGAACCAAUUGCAUCUCACUUUAUCAAGCAAUGGAUACAUGACACAGACUGUUUCUUGGGAUUACACGACAGGAAGCUCUGUGUUCUUGGACUGUGUACUUUAAUUAGUAUGGGUCCGGCGAGACCAGCAGCAGUAAAUGAAUGUGCUCAACAAAUCAUACCGUCUUUAAUCCUACUUUUCGAUGGUUUAAAGAGGGCCUAUGCGGCUAAAGUGUCUGACACAGAUGACGAAGAAAACGACGACGACGAUAGCGAUCUCGACGAAGAGGUAUUAUCAUCGGAUGAAGAUGAAAUCGAUGAUGCUAGUCAAGAAUAUUUGGAGAAGCUACAAGAAAAAGUGACAAGGUCGUCCACGCAACAUGGUUUCAAUGUAUCAGCCUCUAUUCAAGAUGGUCAUGGUGAUCGUGGAUCAGACGAUGACGGUGACGAUUCCGAAUACGAUGCCAAUGAGGAAACUCCUCUUGAAUGUUAUGUAACACCUUUAGAUUCGGAAGACACGAACCAAGAUGAAUAUAUUGUUUUCAAAGAAGUUAUGCAAAAUAUUGAGGUAUCAGACACAGUUUGGUAUAGAGUAUUAACUGAUCACUUGACUUCGGAACAACAAAAGGCGUUACAGGAAAUUAUCCUCCUCGCAGAUCAACGCAAAGCAGCUCUAGAAAGUAAAAGAAUUGAACAGAGUGGGGGAUAUGCUUUCCACUCUCAGACUGUACCUACAUCGUUUAACUUCGGUGGAACGCCUCUGACCCGAUAAAGACUCCCGGUCGUUUAUAUUUUUAGCUUAAAUUCCAGGGAAUAUGUUCUUAUCUCGAUAUCCAAAUCGCCGUGCUUCUUCGCCGAGCUCAGACCAAUCCAUUGUCCAGCGCGAUCGAAUCUUUUUUUGUACGAGAAAGGAAACGGUUUUCGUGCGAGAAUGAAAGCAACAAGUAUGACAGAGAGUGAGACAUGUACCGUAUGUAUUUGCAGAUGCGUGAUUGAGAGCGAGAGCGAGAGAGAGAGAGAGAGAGAGAGAGAGAGAGAGA
This is a messenger RNA of Dufourea novaeangliae, 3510 nucleotides long. It is a transcript of the gene msk, whose product is annotated as importin-7. Gene Ontology annotation, biological process: protein import into nucleus. Gene Ontology annotation, cellular component: nuclear envelope; cytosol. The transcript is spliced from 19 exons. Gene Ontology annotation, molecular function: small GTPase binding. Bases 69 to 3242 code for a protein of 1057 amino acids. NCBI's taxonomy places the organism in Eukaryota, Metazoa, Arthropoda, Insecta, Hymenoptera, Halictidae. The record is from RefSeq and is a predicted model, not a curated record.